Molecule: messenger RNA, 10066 nt
Organism: Bufo bufo (common toad)
Lineage: Eukaryota; Metazoa; Chordata; Amphibia; Anura; Bufonidae
Gene: PRR12
Product: proline rich 12
Exons: 14
Coding region: 340-7722 (2460 amino acids)
Source: RefSeq, a predicted model, not a curated record
CCCCUUUGUACAGUUCACUGAAAUGUAUGCUGGGAAGCUGAAAUAGACACAUAGAGAGACUGCAAAAAUGGCUGCACCAUGAGAAAAAAAACAAAAUCCAUUUACAAUCCAGAGACGGAAGGUUUGCCAGCCGAGCCUUCUAGGGGGCUUAGGAGCUCUCCUGCCACAGGGGGACCCCAAAUCCAGCUCCGGUUUUGAUAUUUGAUUUUUUUCCGUAGCUGGUUGAUCACAGGAGCCGGAGAGAGAGAGAGAGACAGAGAAAGGAAGCAGAGACCAUUCCCCAGCCAGGAGGGCGAGCUAGCCGAGGGAGCUAACCCUUCACAUCCAACAAGUCAAUUAAUGGAUAGAAAUUAUCCGACCGCAGGCUUUGGAGAUCCUCUGGGGGCUGGUACAGGAUGGAGUUACGAAAGGACGGCAAAGGCAAGCUUGGUCUACGGAAGCUCAAGAGGCUCCCACCCGGAGACGGAUAUUUUGCACAGACAGGCGUAUGCAACACCUCACCCCCUUCAGGGAUACGCCACCAACCACCACCCAGCAGGAUUGUCGGGGUUGUUUGAGACUGGCCUUCAUCAUGCCAGUAGUGGAACUCCAGACGCUUCAGUGAUGAAUCUCAUCUCUGCUCUUGAGUCUCGUGGCCCUCAGCCUGGACCAUCCGCUUCCUCCCUUCUCUCUCAGUUCCGCACACCUUCAUGGCAGACAGCCAUGCACACCCCUGCCCCAGCAGAACUCUUUAUAUCUGGAGCCGGUACAUUUCCUUCAUCAUCUGCUCUUUCUGCUUACCAGCAUCCAGCAUCUUUCAGUGGCAGAAGCUUUCCAGUAACAUCUUCACUAACACUUCAAGAUGCCACUUUUAGCCCCACAUCAAACGGACUCCUUUCUCCUCAUGAUCCUCUUCUCCAUAUAAAGUCAUCCCAGUCUUCUGUUCCAUCUUCCCUCAGUUUUGACCGACUUGGCAGCACUGUAUUAGGCACUGGACUACCAUCUCAGAGCUCAGCCUAUCGCAGCGCCCAAGAGUCAGCUUCGCGACACCUUCCAUCCCAAUUCAACCUACUCUCCUCCUCCCUUGGCCCUUCUGAACAAACAUCCCAGCUCUACAAUGCUUCUGUGUUUUCAAGCUCUCCAGCCUCAUCAAUUGAAAGAGCGAUGCCUCGACAAGACAGCGUUAUUAAGCACUACCAGCGGCCCUCUAGCGCCCAGUCCCAGCUACCCUCUGCAGCGGCUGCUGCCCACUCUUUGCAGCAUUAUUUAAGCUGUGGAGGAAGUUACCAGCAAAUGCAACAUCGUUCCAGCUUGUCUUGCAGUCCGCUGGGUGACCAGUCUCCUGUUAGUAGUGAGGGAUCACAGCAGAAAAACUCACAAGCGCGCCAAGAGCAGUCUCAAAGCUACAGACCAAUAAUUCAGUCCCCGGGUUAUUCAACAUCUUCCUCUUCCAACAAGUCCAAAAGCUAUUCAGCUUCUAGGCAGACUCCUCGAUCUACCGCCACUCCAAAGUGCCAAAGCAUUGCAUCCACAGGACAGACACACAACUAUUCCUCAUCAACUCCAAAGCCCAGCUCUGUUAUUGCUAGCCAGUCUCAGGCUUACUCCCCUGGACAACCGCAGAAUCUUCUUUCUAUGUCCCAGUCACAAAACUAUGCUGUAACCCAGUCACAGAACCAUUCAGCUGUCUCUCAGUCACAAGGCUUUACAUCUAGCCAGGCCCAAGAUCUGACCAGUGGGAGCAAAUCACAAAGCUAUACAACUAGCCAGUCUCAAGGCUUGCAGACAUGUGUGAGCCAGAAUCAAACCUAUUCUCCAGAUCAUUUGCAAGGGUUGUCAUCAGUGGGCCAGAUUCCAAGUUACAGUGUCCAAACAGAGUCUCAUGUGUCUGGCAGUCAGGCUCCUAGUUAUGUUCCUGCUCAUUCACAGGGUUUACCAACUGCUAGUCCUUCUCUAAGCUACAGUACUGGCCAUUCUCCAGCCAUGUCUAGCCAUGCCUCGUCUAUUGGGUAUUCUUCAGUCAGUCAUGGACAGAAUCUAUCCGAUUCCAGUCCAUCUCAGAUCAUUCGGCCUCUGCAGUCCCCUUCAUCAAGUCGUUCUCAAAGUGUUGCUUCUCCUGGUCAGUCUCAGAAAUAUUUGACAUCAGUGCUUUCACCGUCGUUCAUGCAGGCCUCUCACUCACAAAGUUAUCAAAACACUCAGCCCAGCCUAGAAAGAACCCCCUCCUACAGCAAACCCAAAUCUGAUUCGGAUCUUCUCUCUACCGAAAGGACAGAUGAUGAAGAUUUCCUCAUUCAGCACCUAUUACAGUCACAAAGCCCCCCUCGAGUUUCCUCUGAAAGUCUUGUGGAAUGUGAGGAAAGAUCUAGUAAAUCAAUGGGCUAUGAGAUGAGCAAAACCGAGGAGAGAUACCAUCUGCAAAGUGUUAUAAGGACUAAUUCAAACUUGGACAACCAAGGCUUAGAAUUAUCUCUUCAGAGUUUAAAAGACAAGAAAAAAACGGAUCGACAUAAGGAAUAUGCGAACACAAGGUCAACUCCAGAAUCUCUGGGAACAUCAGUUGUUCAUUAUAGUCACCAGACCGGUCCCAUGGAUUCCUUCACUCAGGAAAUCAAAAAGUCAGAUCACCUACCACACAUGGACACCUCAAGUAAGGACUUGAACUCUGCACAUUCAUACAUGCAAAAGACUCCUGAGCAUGCAUCACAAGCUCACAGAAUGGUGGCUGAGAGUCAAUCAAUGGAGUCCCACAACAUGCUGCAAAGUCAGCAAGGCACUCCAAUGAUGAUGGAUACCUCUCCUGAUCUACCGCUUUCUCUUACCCACCAGCCGACUACUCAACAGUCACAACUCUUGCAGUCCGUUCUCACUCAUACCCAGAGUCAGCUGCAGGCACACCAGAGAAAAGUACAGACACCCAUGGAUGUACACCUUAUGGAACCGCAGAGGAUGCAAGCUGAAGCACAAUCUCCACAGCUACAGAUGCAGCUGCAGUCACAGGCUCUGGAGGCACAUUUACAGUCGCAACAAAUGCAGGCUCAUGUUCGCUCACAGUCCUUGGAGGUACAUUCUCGAUCCCAGUCAAUAGAGGCACAGUUGAUGGAUUCCCACCAGAUGCAGACAGACCAGCAAUCCCCUCAGCUCCAGGCACAACUCCAGUCUGAGCGCAUGCAAGCAGAAAUGCAGCCUGAGAGGAUGCAGGCAUCGCUUCAGUCUGAAGCCAUGGAAGGACUCCCCCAAAAUGAUGCAAUGCAGGCAUUAUCCCGUCCUCAAGAAAUUCAGGAUUUUUUGGAGCCUGAUCUCAACUUAGAAACACACUUGGGCCAGAGUGGAAAUGUGCAGGGUCAGCAACACCUCAUGCCUGAUGAAGGAGACCCCUUACGUUUAGAUCCAGAGUCCUCCCAACAGGUGCCUCAAGCUCAGAUGGAGCCUAAAGAUCAGUUUGAUAGCCCUAGUCCUCAGGGAUCAAAGCAGCGGUUUGUUCCUUUGACUUCUAUCUGCUUUCCUGAUUCCCUUUUGCAGGAUGAAGAGCGCAGUUUUUUCCCUGGCAUGGAAGAUAUGUUCUGUCCACAACCUUGUGGAAAUGAUGAGUUUCCAAAGUCGAGUUGCAGUGGUGAUGAUGGCUCUCAGAGCAUGGACAGAAAUGAUGCUAUGAAAAAUAGCUAUGAGAUGAUGCAGUCCAGCCAAGGAUAUUCAGGUUAUUGCACCUCUGAAAAUAAUGACAAUCAGCAAAAUAUCCAUCUAGGUCUUGACUCAGUAUCUGUAAAACAUGAGUUACCGUCUACCGUCAACACAGAGCAAUUAGGACUUAUUCAAUCUAGUCAUGGCCAGCAAUCGUCAGAAGUAAAACCUGGCCUAACUUCACCAAUAUUUUGCUCUUCCAAACCCAAAAAACUUCUCAAGACAUCUUCUUUUCAUUUACUGAAGAAGAGAGAACCAUCUUUCCAGCCUCCCAAGAAAAACUAUGCCCAGGAAUAUGAGUUUGAAGAUGAUGAAGACAAGGAAGAUGUCCCUGCAGAUAUCCGAUUAAAUAGUCGUAGAUUACCUGAUCUUCUCCCUGAUCUUAUCUCUAGCUGUCGUACUAGGCCUAACAUUAGCCCUAUGGGUGAUAUUGACUUUUGCCCACCAAGUAUGGAUGGACCAAAGCGACGAGGCCGUAAACCUACAAAACCUAAAAGAGAGGGACCCCCUAGGCCUAGAGGAAGACCGAGGAUCAGACCACUGGUAGAACCUCAUGUAUUAGGGCAUGAUGGUAUCAGAAAGCCACGUGGAAGAGGGAGAGGGAGAGGCAGGAGAAUUACAGAUGAAGGCAGGGAAAGCAUGCCAAUGGAGCCACUGAAACCACUAAAGAUCAAACUGCAGGUGCCAAAAGGGAACGAUACAAUGCAGAUGGAUCAAGCUGAGAUGCUUCCUCCUCCCCAGGAGAAUGCUUUGGACAACAGCCAGACUCGGGAGAAGAUCAAACAGAAGAUCAAAGAGGUAGAAGAAAAGCAACCAGAAAUAAAAUCAGGCUUUAUGGCCUCCUUUUUGGAUUUUUUAAAGUCAGGAAAGAGGCAGCAGCUGCCAACAGCGAACACCAGCCCCUCAAAGAACCGACCACCAUCUGCCCAGCAGCCUUCACAGGCUUCGUUUGGUAUGGCUUCUCAAAUGCUGUCUGGGCCUCUAGACUCAACAGAGAGUGAUAGUUUGGUUAUGAGCUGUACCAGCCCUUGUAAGAGGUUGGAUGAUGAAUUAAAACGGAAUUUGGAGACCCUGCCUUCCUUCUCCUCAGAUGAGGAAGACUCUGUAAGCAAAAACCAAGAUCUGCAAAAGAGCAUCUCUUCAGCCAUCUCUGCUCUCUAUGAUCCAACUGACCGCAAAGAGACAGAAAACACAGCUCCUCCCAUAGUAGAAGAGAAGGUGGCUAGUCCUGUGCCUUCUGAACCUUCAUCACAGCCAGAACCACCAGUUGAAGUUUCACCACCAUCUCCACAAGAAGCUCCAGCUCCUCCACCUCCUGAAGAACCUCCAGCUCAGUCAUCUCCUGAGCAGGAAGAACCAGAAGAUUCCAGACCGCUUCACCUGGCCAAAAAGCAAGAGACAGCUGCUAUCUGUGGAGAGACUGAUGAUGAAGAUGUUGAAAGUAGCGGUGAGGGUAUCUUCCGAGAGCGAGAUGAGUUUGUUAUUCGUGUGGAAGACAUCCAGGCUCUAAAGCUUGCAUUGCAAACUGGGCGGGAGCCACCUCCAAUCUGGCGGGUACAAAAAGCUUUGCUGCAAAAAUUCACUCCUGAAAUCAAAGAUGGACAGCGUCAGUUCUGUGCCACCAGCAACUAUUUGGGAUACUUUGGAGAUGCCAAAAACCGCUACCAGCGACUGUAUGUCAAGUUCCUUGAGAAUAUCAACAAAAAGGACUAUGUGAGAGUAUGUUCUAGAAAGCCUUGGCAUCGUCCCCUCCAGACCAUGAGGAGGCAAAGUCAAACAAAAGCACCAGGAUCUAAAAGUCCAGUGGCUGUGACCAAGCCAGAGAAAUGUGAUAAACCAGAGCGUUUGGUCAAAUUGGAGCCUGUUCAAAGACCUGAAAAAACGGAGGCAGGAGAGAAAACAGAGAGACUGGAAAAGCCGGACAAUGUCGAAGAAGUGGAGAACAUAGAAAAGAAUGAAGCUGUGUGCCAUUCUGAAAAAACAAAUGGAGGUGAAGACCAAGAACAGCAGAACCUUGCAACCAAAGUAAUAAAGGAAGCGCCUACUGUAGAAAUAGAAAAAGAUGAACCAGUGGAAAAGACAGAGCCCUUGAUCCAGAAUGACAAUGAAGCAGUGGCUGAGAAUAGUGAUAUUUGUGAGCCAGCAGUAAAGAAGGAUAAAAUAGGAGUUAUGUUGAAGCCUGAUAAAGCUGAGCCAGUCGUCAAAGCAGAAAAGAGUGAACCUAUGGCAAAACCAGAAAAAACUGAACCUGCAUUGACGCCUGAGAAAGCCGAACCAGUGACAAAAUUGGAAAAAACAGACGUAGCUGGGAAAACUAUAAAAAGCCCGCAUGUGGCACGAUCUGAAAAACAAGAGUUUACUACAAAGCCUGAAAGGAUUUCAUCUGCUGGAAGGCUAGAAACAUUGGAACUAGGUACAAAGGCUGAGAAGGUUACCACAAGUGGUAAGCAAGAGAAGCCAGAACGCAUAACAAAGACAGAAAAGGUUUCCUCUGCUGGAAGAAAAGAAAAAUCUGAACGUAAUCGUAAACCACAAAAAAGCUCUCCAACAGCAAAGCAGGACAAAGUAGAACCUGUUGUUAAGCCUACAGCUUCUGUAAGACAAGAGAAGGUGAACGCUGCAGUCAAAGUGGUGAAAAAUGUAACGGUGGUCAAACCUGAGAAGACAGAACUAAAGCCAGAGACAAAAGUGGAGACAGCUCGAAAAUCUCCUAAGAGUGAAUGUCCUGGAAAACUGCCUUUGCUGACAGAAAAGUCUGUGAAAGAUAAUGCAUUGGAGGCACCAGGCAAGGAUGAAGUGGUAAAGAAGACUGAAAAACCUGAAAUGCCCACUAGAGUGGAGCAGAAUGAAACAUCAAAGAAACAAGCUAAGCCGGAACCAUUGGAACAAAAAGGAAAAUCUGAAGUACCAAACAGAUCUGAGGGAGAGUUAUCACAGGAGAAAGUGAUGAGAACUGAAAAAGAUAAACGUCUAAAGAUGUACAAGCCUGCAAAGACUGAACGCUCAGACAAAACUGGGAAGGUCGAACGUCCUGACAAACCAAACAAGAUAGAGAGAGCAGAUAGAUCACCAAGGUCAGACAGAGCAGAGAAGACAACCAAGCUUGAGAGGCCUGAUAAACCUGUCCGGGCUGAGAGAUCUUCUAAAACUCUUAGGACAGACAGGCCUUCAAAAAUGGAUAAGUCUGAAAGGCCGGAGAAGAUGCCCAAGUUAGAAAGAAUGGAAAAAUCGCCAAAGCUUGAAAAAGUGACCAAGAAUGACAAAGUUGAGAAACCUGUCAGAGCUGAGAAGGUUGAAAAACAUGUAAGAGUAGACAAAGUAGAACCAACACCUCCAAAAGUUACACUGAAACCUAAACAGAAACACACAAAAGUAAAGGCUGAACCACCACCGAAGAAGAGGAAAAAAUGGCUAAAAGAGGUGGCUUCAUCUUCUGAUUCUGACUCUUCCCCUGACCAGCAGAGUGAAGAAGAGCGGGUUCCUGUUGGCCGAGUAUUGAACACAAGAGCCAUGAAGGAGAUGUACAGAAGCUACAUAGAAAUGUUGGUCAGCACGGCGUUAGACCCAGAUAUGAUUCAAGCCUUGGAAGAUACUAGUGAUGAACUUUACCUUCCACCCAUGAGAAAAAUUGAUGGAAUUGUAAAUGAACAUAAGAAGAAGAUUCUGAAGAAGAUCUCUCUGAGCUCAUCUGUUCAGGAGGCGCUUCACACAUUCCCACAGCUGAAUAUUGACCCCGGAGAUUCUACUGUCAGGAUAAAACCAGGAGGAGAGCCCUACAACCGAAAAACACUCAAUAAAUUAAAAAAGAAUGUAGCCAAACCACAGGAAUUUAAGGUGGAUGCUGAGAAGUCACUUUAUUACUCUCUGUACCAUUCCUUGCACCACUACAAGUAUCACACCUUCCUACGUUGCAAGCAAGAGACCAACGCAAUAGAAGAACAGAGUGAUGACUUAGGUCAAGAGGAGGUGGUUCAGCAGUGCAUGAGAAACCAACCGUGGCUUGAAAAGCUCUUCGAUUAUUUCAUUGACCUUCUCACGCAAGCACAAAAUAAGUGCGCGUGACCAAACCCAUGACAGCUAUCUGAGCUGCAGAACAGAAUGAAACCUGUUAAUCAGGGAUUCAAUAGACAAACUGAAAUCAUGUGAGAAAGAGAGACAUGUCAGGCAGAAAAGGCAAAGUGUUUUUUCCUGGACUUCACUUUGUGGCCGUGGUCACCGGCCAAACCACAAGCUAUAAACGGGAGUAGAUGAUGUAAUUUUUGGAGGCUUCAACUCGACUUUCAGGCCUCUGGCUUCUGAAUAGUGACGCUUAGAUGGAGAUGGUCCUCUCUUUCUCUAGACUUCUGUCUUUUUGCUUUUAGUUCUUUACCUUUUUCUCUUGCAGAGAAGGUUUCAUUCAAUGUACGUUGUUUAUUUCUCCUCCAUAGACCAUCACCGUCAUACCGUAAAGAGGAUUUUUGGCUCUGCCUUCGCUCAGAUCCGCUUCCAAUGACUGACAUAUUCUGACAGAAGAUGGCAGGCUGAUAUUUUGGCCCUAAUUAUUAUUUAUUGGGAAGCAUGCGUGUAUGUGUUGUGCGUGUGUAAGAGCCAGAAUCCCUGUUGGCUGGGGUGGUGGGCAAAUUAGAUUUUGGAUUAACAAAACUUUUCAGCAAUGAGGGUAGCUCACCACAAAAAUAUGAGACACUCACUGUUCACUGCCAGUUUUAGUUUGGUCAUGCACUAAAAAUCUAGAAAGUUUUGUUGUUUUUUUUUUUUGUAUACCUGCAUUUUUUUUUUUAACCUAUUGGCUUCGUAUAUCAGUGGUUUUAUUUCAACAUAAGGUUCCACCCAUCUCUGAGACUUUUUAAUUUUAAUUUUAUUUGUUUUUGUGGACAGAAAGUCAUGAGGUAUUUCUAUGGAUUUGGCUAGAGCCGAUCUGGAGGAAAAAUGAUGUGGCACAAACUGAGCAAGCUAUCUUGCCUUAUCGGUGGUGGUUGUAGUAAAAACCUGAGGGGCAUUCCUGCUGUUUUCCUUUAGGAAUAACAAAAACAGGGUAGAAUUACACGUACAGCUAUUCUCUCCAAAGAUGUCGAAUAAAUUGGGACAAACAGUAAUUGUAAGAAAAUGGUACCAUACCUGUGUUCUGCUGUAUUCAUUUAACUUAGGGUCAUAAAGCAAAGCUUCCAAGCCUCUUGCCAACACAUUAGUAAAGCUUUGUUAAUCCAAUAUCAGAAAUUUUUAAUUUAUUCUUUCUUUCCACAGUCAACUGUUAGCUUUACGUUCAGUAUUUUCCAUGUUGCAGGAUUAUUUCUAUAUGUCUUGUUAAUGUCCCUUAACAUAAAGAUGGUGUUAUCUAAAUUUUUAUAGAUUUACUUUAGUUUGAGAGGACGGGUGGAGUGGUUCUUAUGGUGUUAAGCUCCUUUGCUAUUGGAAGUUUGUAAAAAAAAUAAUUUGAAAAAAAUAUUAGGCAUUUUGUAAGUAUUUUAUGUUACAUUUUGCUACUCUUUCCAUGUGGAGAAUAUUCAUAAGCCUUCCAUUAGCAUAGAGGCUAAUAAGUUAUUUUGCCCUCCUCGCUGAGUUGUUGAGGCUAUACAAGCUGCCCUUAAAUUACCACGAUAUCACUCAUAGCAUAAAUCAAGUUUUUGGUUUUAAUAUUUUUUUUUGCUGUAGAUGCUUAGGGUGCAGGGGCCUUCUGCCCCUUAAAUAUAAAAGGGUGAGAAAAACAAACAAAAAAAGCGACAUAUUUUUUUAAAUUCACAAUCCUAACAUUAUUUAAACAUUAUUACAUGGUAAUUGUAUCCCUUUUUUAUCCUUGUGCAUAAACAAUUUAAAAACCAUGUUUUCCAGUAUGUUGGAAUGAUGAAAUGAUGGGGGAGAUGAACUGUUUGCGUGUUUUUAUUUUAUUUUAUGUUUUAAUUUUUUUAAACUUACUGUAAAUAUUGUAUAGGAGAAAAAUCUAUGUACAAUAUUGUAUUUGACUAUAUCUAAUUGAUAAUGAUGAUGUUGCUUAGAUGUGAAGUGUUCAGUUUAACUGAACUUGGAUUAGUAUUUUGCUCAGAAAAAUAAACUUAGAACAGAGAGAAAAAAAAAUAAAAAAUGGGGUAUUCUUAAGCUACAUUGACGUUUUCCACUACUCUUCCCUUAUGUUUUUUUUUUUUUAUAAAGUGGAGGGACGACUAUCUUGAUAUCUAAUUCUAGUAGGGUUUAAUUUCCUCUAACAUACAUCUGCCCGAUUUUACGGUUGUCACCAAAGCUGUUUGUCUUUAAAACCUUGUUACCAGUGUCCUGCUCAUGAAAGAACAUAUGAUAUGGAAAGGGGCGAGGUCUUAUUUUACAGUAAAAUCAGUAACCUUAAGGCUGACAUCACAGUUUUUGUUGUAUUUUUUUUUGUUUAUUACAGUAAUGUUUUACUGUAAUUUAUAAAAUG